This is a messenger RNA of Trichomonas vaginalis G3, 318 nucleotides long. RefSeq lists its product as uncharacterized. NCBI's taxonomy places the organism in Eukaryota, Parabasalia, Trichomonadida, Trichomonadidae. The record is from RefSeq and is a predicted model, not a curated record. The transcript has a single exon. Bases 1 to 318 code for a protein of 105 amino acids.
AUGACUGAAGCCAAACAAGAUUUAAUCGAGUUAUCAACAAAUCCUUUAGAUGUAUGGAUAAAUACACAUUAUGAUGAAUUGUGUGCAGGUAUGACGUGUGAAAAUGCUCUAUUCUGCAAACCAUCAGACAUGAAAGACAAGAAUUUUCAAAUGAGCAUUAAGGAUAAAUGUGAUAGGAAACAUAGAAGAAUAGACGGUAAACAAACAUGGUGUUAUGUUUUGAAAGAAGAAAUGAAAGGAUUAUAUAAACAGGUUGAACCAAACGAUAAUGAGGAUUCAUUUACUGACGAUGAAAUACCUGUAAAUGAUGCUUUAUAA